This is a messenger RNA of Histoplasma mississippiense, 501 nucleotides long. RefSeq lists its product with no specific name. The record is from RefSeq and is a predicted model, not a curated record. The transcript has 3 exons. The coding region runs from base 1 to 501 and encodes 166 amino acids. NCBI's taxonomy places the organism in Eukaryota, Fungi, Ascomycota, Eurotiomycetes, Onygenales, Ajellomycetaceae.
AUGGCGAGCAUUUUGAAGAAGGAUGAGAUCCAGUGGGAGAGCGAGGUGAGGACACCCUGUUCAAGCUCAAGAGAAGCUGCCCAGACCGAGAGAGGCAUCAAGGAAGUCAGAGACAGACGAAUAAAACUAGUGCACGAAAACAAAAAAGUCGGAUUUCGACGUGGCGCUGGAGAGCGUGGAGGAGAUUCGAAUUUAUUCCCUUCCUGUGGUGAUUUCUGUGGGAAGGCCGCGACGACGUCGACGUCAACGUCGAGCGCUCAGAGCAGAGCAGUCGGAUCCUGGAACAGCGUAAACGCAAGAGAAUCAGCAGAAGAAGCAGAAGAAGAAGAAGAAGAAGAAGAAGAAGAAGAAGAAGAAGAAGAGCAGAAGAAGCAAAGAAAAAGGAAAAAUGAUCUCCGAGUCGAGGAGUCGAGGAGGGGCUCUGGCAGCGAUAAAAAGACCGACGCCGUGCUCCCUCUCCCCCACCCCGUUGGCCGUAUCUGGGUGGCUUUCGCUGUGUGA